Pichia membranifaciens NRRL Y-2026 is the source of this 537-nucleotide messenger RNA. RefSeq lists its product as hypothetical. The coding region runs from base 1 to 537 and encodes 178 amino acids. Lineage: Eukaryota; Fungi; Ascomycota; Pichiomycetes; Pichiales; Pichiaceae. The record is from RefSeq and is a predicted model, not a curated record. The transcript has a single exon.
AUGAGCGCGGUGUCGAUCCAGGACCUGGAGGCCGGGAACCUGGACAUCGACGGGGUGCUUGCGCAGAUCGAGUUCCUGCACGGGAAGAUGGAGCGGAUCCGGUACGACAUGCACAUGUUCAUCAACGCGAUGGGAUCGAUAGAGGAGACGUCGGUGCCGCAGGAGGUGUACCGGGAGAUGUCGACGCGGAUCGUGGCGCUGAAGACGGAGUUUGCGGCGUUCUUCAACGCGUACAAGUGCGUGCUCCCGGUGAUCCGCUACUUCAAGAUCAAGCAGGGCAUGAGUCCGGACGACUCGAUCAAGCUCGUCCCGCACCGGGUGCAGGUCGACAUGAAGAUGCUCAACGAGCUGCGGCUGCCGGUGAACGACGCCAGCGCCGUGUCCGCCGUGGGCGACCUCGCGGUGUCGGCGGCAACGACGCCCGUGACAGGCUCGGCCGCCGCCCCCGUGUCGGGCUCCUCUGCGACAAACACGCCGUCGGGCAAGCGCCCGGCCGCCAAGCCGUCCAAGCGCAAGUACGUGAAGAAGGCCGUAUAG